CCUCUGCCGGUGGUCGUGGGCGACUGCGGCCAGGAUGGGCCGGAAGGUGACCGUGGCCACUUGCUCGCUGAACCAGUGGGCGCUGGACUUCGAGGGCAAUUUGCAAAGGAUUUUAAAGAGUAUCGAAAUUGCCAAACACAAAGGAGCAAGAUACAGGCUUGGACCAGAACUGGAGAUAUGCGGCUACGGGUGCUGGGAUCAUUAUUACGAGUCGGACACCCUCUUGCAUUCGCUGCAAGUCCUGGCUGCCCUUUUGGAAUCUCCGGUCACUCGCGAUAUCAUCUGCGAUGUGGGAAUGCCCGUGAUGCACCGAAACGUCCGCUACAACUGCAGGGUGAUCUUCCUCAACAGGAGGAUCCUGCUCAUCAGACCCAAGAUGGCCUUGGCCAAUGAAGGCAACUACCGAGAGCUGCGCUGGUUCACCCCGUGGUCCAGGAGUCGGCAAACAGAGGAAUAUUUUCUUCCCCGGAUGCUCCAGGACCUGACAAAGCAGGAAACCGUGCCCUUUGGAGACGCGGUGCUGGCCACCCGGGACACCUGCAUUGGGAGCGAGAUCUGUGAGGAGCUCUGGACACCCCACAGCCCACAUGUCGACAUGGGCCUGGACGGCGUGGAGAUCUUCACCAACGCCUCGGGCAGCCACCACGUGCUGCGCAAAGCCCACGCCAGGGUGGACCUGGUGACCAUGGCCACCACCAAGAACGGCGGGAUUUACUUGUUGGCCAAUCAGAAGGGCUGUGACGGGGACCGUCUCUACUAUGACGGCUGUGCCAUGAUCGCGAUGAACGGCCACAUUUUUGCUCAAGGAUCCCAGUUCUCUCUGGACGACGUGGAGGUCCUCACUGCCACCUUGGACUUGGAGGAUGUCAGAAGCUACCGGGCGGAGAUUUCGUCUCGAAACCUGGCGGCCAGCAGGGUGAGCCCCUACCCCCGAGUGAAGGUGGACUUCGCCCUCUCGUGCCACAAGGAUCUGUUGGAGCCACUGUCCGAGCCCCUCGAGUGGAAGUACCACCGUCCUGCCGAGGAGAUCAGCCUUGGACCUGCCUGCUGGCUCUGGGAUUUUUUAAGGCGUAGCCAACAGGCGGGCUUCUUCCUGCCCCUGAGUGGCGGGGUGGACAGCGCAGCCACCGCCUGUCUCGUCUACUCCCUGUGCCGCCAGGUCUGCGAGGCCGUGAAGAACGGAAAUCAGGAAGUGCUGGCCGACGUCCGGACCAUCGUGAACCAGAUCAGCUACACCCCCCAGGACCCCCGGGAGCUGUGUGGACGCAUCCUGACGACCUGCUACAUGGCCAGCGAGAACUCCUCCCGGGAGACGUGCAACAGGGCCACAGAGCUGGCCCAGCAGAUUGGAAGUCACCACAUCGGCCUCAACAUUGAUCCCGCCGUGAAGGCUGUUGUGGGCAUCUUCAGCCUGGUGACGGGGACAAGCCCCCUGUUUGCGGUCCAGGGAGGAAGCAGCAGGGAAAACCUCGCACUGCAGAAUGUACAGGCUCGGAUAAGGAUGGUCGUUGCCUAUCUCUUCGCUCAGCUGAGCCUCUGGUCCCGGGGUGCUCGAGGUGGGCUGCUGGUGCUCGGAUCCGCCAACGUGGAUGAGAGUCUCCUCGGCUACCUGACCAAGUACGACUGCUCCAGCGCAGACAUCAACCCCAUAGGCGGGAUCAGCAAGUCGGACCUGAGAGCCUUCGUCCAGUUCUGCAUCGAGCGCUUCCAGCUUCCCGCCCUGCAGAGCAUCCUGGCAGCGCCGGCCACCGCAGAGCUGGAGCCCUUGACCAACGGACAGGUGUCGCAGACUGACGAGGAAGACAUGGGGAUGACGUACGCAGAGCUCUCCGUCUACGGGAGACUCCGGAAGGUGGCCAAGACCGGGCCCUAUAGCAUGUUCUGCAGACUCCUCACCAUGUGGGGCCACAUCUGUACCCCGCGGCAGGUGGCUGAGAAGGUGAAGCGGUUUUUCUCAAAGUACUCCGCGAACAGACACAAGAUGACCACGCUCACGCCCGCCUACCACGCAGAGAGCUACAGCCCCGACGACAACAGGUUCGAUCUGCGGCCGUUUCUCUACCACACCGGCUGGCCGUGGCAGUUCCGGUGCAUAGAAAACCAGGUUCUCCAGCUCGAGCGGAGAGAGGCGCAGGACCUGGAUGGCGUGGACUGACGUCGGGCCCUGCGUGGAGUGCUCCCCUUCCCCCGAGGAUCCCACGUCACGUGGCCUCGCUAGUGACCACCGGCGUGAGCCACUCCCUGCCCAGACGGCGUGGUCAGCAAGUCUUGUUUUCCAUUUUAAGGGAGAGGGGAUCUCCUCAGUCUUCAGUCUCGUUCCUUUAACAAAUGGCGGAAAUAAAGAG
Messenger RNA from Equus caballus (horse), 2345 nucleotides. It is a transcript of the gene NADSYN1, whose product is annotated as NAD synthetase 1. Gene Ontology annotation, biological process: NAD+ biosynthetic process. The record is from RefSeq and is a predicted model, not a curated record. Lineage: Eukaryota; Metazoa; Chordata; Mammalia; Perissodactyla; Equidae. Gene Ontology annotation, molecular function: NAD+ synthase (glutamine-hydrolyzing) activity; glutaminase activity; ATP binding. Gene Ontology annotation, cellular component: cytoplasm.